AUGGGACUCCCUGAUGUCCAGCUCUGGCUGGUGCUGCUGGGGGCCCUGGCAUGGGCACGGGGGACAGGAUCUGUGUGUCCUUCCUGUGAGGGCCCCACACUGGCACCCCACGCAGAACGAGCCCUGGUGCUGGAAUUAGCUAAGCGGCAGAUCCUGGAGGGUUUGCAUCUGACCAGCCGUCCCAGGAUAACUCGCCCUCCACCCCAGGCUGCGCUGACCAGAGCCCUCCGGAGACUGCAGCCGGGCAGUGUGGCUCCCGGGCACGGGGAGGAGGUCAUCAGCUUUGCUACCGUCACAGAUGCCUCCUCUCCAACCUGCAGCUCAGCGCUCACCUUCCACCUGGCCACUCCUCGGUCCCACCACGCAUACCAUGCCCGCCUCUGGCUGCACAUGCUCCCCUCCCUUCCUGGCACUCUUUCCUUGAGGAUCUUCCGACAGGGCCCACGGAGAAGGCGCCCAGGGUCCCGCCGGUCCCGCACCCUCCUGGCUGAGCACCGAAUGACUACCCCAGGUUGGCAUGCCCUGACGCUGCCCUCUAGUGGUCUGAGGGCUGAGGAGUCUGGUGUCCUGAGACUCCAGUUAAACUGCGGACCCUUAGAAGGCAAUGGCACCGUGGCUGGACAACCAAGACGCCUUCUGGACACAGCAGGACACCAGCGGCCCUUCCUGGAACUUAAGAUCUGGGCCAAUGAGGCUGGAACAGGCCGGGCUAGGAGGAGGACCCCUACCUGUGAGCCCGAGACCCCCUUAUGUUGCAGGCGAGACCAUUACGUUGACUUCCAGGAACUGGGCUGGCGGGACUGGAUCCUGCAGCCUGAAGGGUACCAGCUGAACUACUGCAGCGGUCAGUGUCCGCCCCACCUGGCUGGCAGUCCGGGCAUUGCUGCUUCCUUCCAUUCUGCCGUCUUCAGCCUCCUCAAAGCCAACAACCCAUGGCCAGCCAGUAGCUCCUGCUGUGUCCCCACUGCCCGAAGGCCACUCUCUCUCCUCUACCUCGACCAUAAUGGCAAUGUGGUCAAGACGGAUGUGCCAGAUAUGGUGGUUGAGGCCUGUGGCUGCAGCUAGCAAGAGCCCUGGGGGUUGGUGUGAAGAAUUGAGGUUGAGGGUUCCCAGGCAAAGGGCUCUGUCACUGGAGGCAUCCUAUUCCUGAUCCACACCCCCACCCCACAACUGCCUGGCAAUAGGAUUCAGUUGACCCCUAGGGGACCCAAACGGGCACUUUCUUGACUCAGACUGGCUUAUACCAGGCUGAUGGGCGUGUGGGGAGAUGGUAGUGUUUCCUCUGAAGGGGUCUACCCAGAAAGCAUGACUUCCUGGCCUAAGUCUUUGAGAAGAUAGCAGCGGCUAGGGAGGGAGG
Carlito syrichta (Philippine tarsier) is the source of this 1357-nucleotide messenger RNA. RefSeq names its product inhibin beta E subunit (gene INHBE). The transcript has 2 exons. The record is from RefSeq and is a predicted model, not a curated record. Gene Ontology annotation, cellular component: extracellular region. The coding region runs from base 1 to 1065 and encodes 354 amino acids. Lineage: Eukaryota; Metazoa; Chordata; Mammalia; Primates; Tarsiidae. Gene Ontology annotation, biological process: SMAD protein signal transduction; BMP signaling pathway. Gene Ontology annotation, molecular function: hormone activity; cytokine activity; growth factor activity.